Molecule: messenger RNA, 1059 nt
Organism: Penicillium concentricum
Lineage: Eukaryota; Fungi; Ascomycota; Eurotiomycetes; Eurotiales; Aspergillaceae
Product: putative transcription initiation factor TFIID subunit 13
Exons: 2
Coding region: 1-1059 (352 amino acids)
Biological process (GO): transcription by RNA polymerase II; RNA polymerase II preinitiation complex assembly
Cellular component (GO): transcription factor TFIID complex
Molecular function (GO): protein heterodimerization activity
Source: RefSeq, a predicted model, not a curated record
AUGUCCGCCAAGCGCACAGACCAAACGCCCAAGCGGGUAUCGUUUUCCCUGCCGGGCCAGAGCCCAGCUCCGCUACCUUCCACACCAACUCAACGUGUGCCUUCAUACACUGGGUUGCAAACUCCGGAAUCGUCAAGUGCGACCCCAAACGCGCGCUUCCAGACUCCAAACACCGUCUCGCCAACUCCAAACCGUCGCUUGCAAACCCCGAACACAUCCUCUCCAACUCCAACCACUCACCUUCAAACUCCAAACACCGUCACACCAACUACAAACCGUCGCUUGCAAACCCCGAGCAGCUCCUGGUCGACUCCGAAAACUGCUUCGCUCAAUCCGCCUCGCCGGCCUAGCUCUAAACAUCUUGUCUCCACCCUCCUACCCAACUGGAAUUUCAAUGAGCAAGACACAGCGUUAAUCCGUGCCGGAUACGAACCUCAGUGGACUCCCAAGCCACUUGACACAUCUACCUCAAGCGAAAAGGGCAAGAAAGAUUCCGCAACCAAGUCCGCCAUGGCUGAACCACGUGCACGUAUGGCCCGCCACAAGGGCCAAAUGAACUUCCAGAAUGAGCUCCGCCUGCUGCUUCUCGCCUACGGCGACCCCAGCCCACACCCAAGUUUCCCAAACGAACCACUCCCCGAGACAGUCCGUGUUCUGGACGAAAUUGUCACCGACUUCGUGCUAGAAGUUAGCCACGGCGCCGCGCAAGUCGCACACCACGCCCGCCGUCAGAAGAUCAAAGUUGAGGACUUCCGCUUCGCACUGCGUCGCGACCCGAACAAGCUCGGUCGUGUCCAGGAGCUGCUGCGCAUGGAACGUGAAUUGAAGGAAGCCCGCAAGGCAUUUGACCAGAAUGAUGAUCAGGUUGCCAAGGAAGCUGGAAAGAAGGGCGCUGCCGCUGCCGCGGCCGCUGCUGCUGCUGGUGAGGAUCCUGUGGCUGCUGAAGCUGCUGCUUCUGCUACUGUUAAGAAGAGCAAGGGCAAGGGAAAGCGAGGUGCCCGCCGUGGAUCCGAUGCUACUGAGGAGUCGGUUUCGAAAAAGCGCAAGACCAAUGGCUGA